AUGUAUUAUACAGACUUUUAUGAAAUAAAAAUUAAUAAGAGAAUAGGAAUGUUUAUCUGUAAUGUUAGAAAGAAUGAUCAUUUAAAAGAGGAUUUAGUUAUUGAAAUUUCUGAUAAGGAACCGUUUGUCUGUAGAGAUUCAGAAGUUAAUGAAGAUGUAAAUGAAACUUCUAAUAAUACUAACAAUUCAUUAAAAGAUGAUGUUAAAACAGAUAAACAACUAGAUAACAUUAUUCAAGAAGUCCGAGAUAAUGAAAAAGUCAAUGAAAUAGAAUGUACAGUGUCAACUAAUGAAUCUUUAGUUGUUGAAGAAGGUUAUUUAAGUAAAGAUGAAGAAAAGGAAGUAGUUGAGGCUUCUAUGUCUGCUAAUGAAUUACUUUUUGUAGAAGAAAAUCAACCAAAUGAUAAUGUUAAUGAGGUAGUUGAAGUUAAUAUAUCAAGUAAUGAAAAUUCUGUUGAUGAAAUUUAUUUAAGUAAUUAUGAUUCACAAGAAAAAGAUGAAUCAAGUAAAAUUGAUGUGGCUGAAAAAUUGAUUGAAUCAAUUAGUGAAAGAAAAGAGGAUUUAGAAAAAGUUCUGAAGGAAUAA
Messenger RNA from Hepatospora eriocheir, 585 nucleotides. Lineage: Eukaryota; Fungi; Microsporidia; Hepatosporidae. The record is from the annotation of a GenBank genome assembly.